This is a messenger RNA of Salvelinus sp. IW2-2015, 4759 nucleotides long. Its product is annotated as receptor-type tyrosine-protein phosphatase T-like. Gene Ontology annotation, molecular function: protein tyrosine phosphatase activity. The record is from RefSeq and is a predicted model, not a curated record. NCBI's taxonomy places the organism in Eukaryota, Metazoa, Chordata, Actinopteri, Salmoniformes, Salmonidae. Gene Ontology annotation, biological process: protein dephosphorylation.
ACAGCAGCCAUAGUGAGUUGGCUCAGCCAUCGUUGACCAUCCAGACGUACCCAUACGGGGGCUGUGAGUCAGUAGAGAUGUCCUACCAAGCAGGCCAGUUCCAGCCAGCCAUCCGUGUAGCCGACCUCCUCCAGCACAUCACCCAGAUGAAGUGUGGCCAGGGCUACGGCUUCAAGGAAGAGUAUGAGGGUCUGACGGAAGGACAGGCGGCCCCAUGGGAGACUGCCAAGAAGGAUGAGAACCGCAACAAGAACCGAUAUGGCAACAUCAUCGCUUAUGACCACACUCGUGUCAGACUGCAACUGCUAGAUGGAGACCCCCACUCGGACUACAUGAAUGCCAACUACAUCGACGGGUAUCAUAGACCAAGACAUUACAUCGCCACACAAGGCCCCAUGCAGGAGACGGUGAGAGAUUUCUGGAGGAUGAUCUGGCAAGAGAAUUCUGGCAGUAUCGUCAUGGUUACGAACCUGGUGGAAGUGGGCAGGGUGAAGUGCGUGAGGUACUGGCCUGACGAGACUGAUGUGUACGGAGAUAUCAAGGUGACACUGAUCGAGACAGAGCCACUGGCCGAGUACGUCAUUCGCACCUUCACAGUCCAGAAGAAGGGCCACCACGAGAUUCGGGAGAUCCGUCAAUUCCACUUCACUAGCUGGCCUGACCACGGGGUGCCCUGCUACGCCACCGGCCUCCUAGGCUUCGUUCGCCAGGUCAAGUUCCUCAACCCUCCCGACGCCGGCCCCAUCGUGGCCCACUGCAGUGCCGGGGCUGGAAGGACAGGCUGUUUCAUAGCUGUGGACAUUAUGCUGGAUAUGGCCGAGAACGAGGGUGUGGUGGACAUCUUCAACUGCAUCCGCGAACUGCGCUCACAAAGGGUUAACAUGGUGCAAACCGAGGAGCAGUAUGUCUUUGUCCACGAUGCCAUCCUGGAAGCCUGCCUGUGUGGAAACACAGCCAUCCCAGUCUGUGAAUUCAGAGCCAUAUACUACAACAUUAUCAGACUGGACCCACAGACCAACUCUAGCCAAAUUAAGGAUGAGUUUCAGACUCUGAACAUCGUGACUCCCCGGGUGAGGCCUGAAGACUGUAGCGUGGGACUGCUCCCCCGGAACCACGACAAGAACCGCAGCAUGGACGUCCUGUCUGUGGAUCGCUGCCUGCCUUUCCUCAUCUCUGUGGAUGGAGAGUCCAGUAACUACAUCAACGCUGCCCUCAUGGAUAGCCAUAAACAGCCAGCAGCCUUCAUCGUAACCCAGCACCCGCUGCCCAACACGGCCGCCGACUUCUGGAGGCUGGUCUUCGACUACAACUGCUCCUCGAUAGUCAUGCUCAACGAGAUGGAUGCAGCGCAGCUUUGCAUGCAGUACUGGCCCGAGAAGAGCUCCUGCUGCUACGGCCCCGUCCAGGUGGAGUUCAUCUCAGCCGACAUCGAUGAAGACAUCAUCAAUCGCAUCUUCAGGAUCUGCAACAUGGCCAGGCCCCAGGAUGGCUACCGUUUGGUGCAGCAUUUCCAGUUCAUCGGCUGGCCGGCCUAUCGGGACACACCCCUGUCCAAGCGCUCCAUCUUGCAGCUGGUGAGACGUCUGGCCAAGUGGCAGGAGCAGUACGACGGGGGAGACGGACGCACCGUGGUCCACUGCCUGAUGGGUGGUGGACGUAGCGGUACCUUCUGUGCCAUCUGCAGCAUCAGUGAGAUGAUCCAGCAACAGAACAUUGUAGAUGUGUUCCACACCGUCAAGACCCUGAGGAACAACAAAUCCAACAUGGUGGAGACUAUGGAACAGUACAAGUUCUGCUAUGAAGUUGCUCUGGAGGCCCUUAGCUCAUUCUGAGAGAGCAACGCUGCCUCUCGUGUCUGUGGGACACAGUGCUGACACUGCAGAGACACCAACCCAUACGAGGCAGCGGAUGUGUGUGUGACCACACACACACACGUGAGAAACUCUAUACUGAAGAAAAAACGCCCUCCACACUGGGGUUAUGUGUGCGCUUUUGCAAGACCGGGACCCCUUUCGCUUGUGUAAAGAAAAAAUGGAAUGAAAACCUUUAAACACAGCUUUCCUCUUUCUUCAAUGUCCAUCUUGGACUGUGAUGUGAUCUUGUACAGUCAUUUCCUUUUUAGAUAUAUGCCUUGAAUUUUAUUCCCUCAGUGUAAAAAUACAAACCAAGAAAAUAAACCGACAUGGCUUCCGCUGAUGGGGAUAAAAAAAACACACACAAAAACAACACAAUCAGAUUAACAAACACAACAGAUACCACCGUACAGACGAAGACAAAUGCAAGAUGCGAAGAUUUGAACUCUACCUGGCUUUGCAUCUCUUUUUAAAGAAUAUUAAUAACGACUGUAUUAUAUAUUUACCCCCUGUUUUAACGGACACAAAAUGGCAGAUAUUUUUUGUAAUUCUUUGGAUUUUGUGGUUCCUGCAACUCCUUUACAUCCAUGUGCACACGCUGGUUCUCACAUUCGCAAAGUGGCAUUUUCUGUCAAUGGCUUGGUUUCUUUUGGUGUUGUGGCAUGUUCUCAUCCUGUUGUCCCAUGGCUCUUGUGCUGUGCAGACAAUCAUGAAUUAUUCUGGGCCUGGUUUUCAAAAGCAUCUUAAGGCUGAGAUGUGUUUGGGAAUCCGGGCCCUGGUUUGCUGCAAUGAAAAUGAGAGAAGAGUCAGUCAACACUUUAGCAUUCUAUGCUGGCUCUACACAGUAUUCAUCUAAACGUAUUUUACAUUCAUGUGUUUUGUCAUUUGCACUGUAUUUUGCACUGCUUUGCCUUCAAUCCCAUUUUAAAAUGGUCUCGUGUAGGGGAGGCUAGGGGCAAUCGUAACAGGGAGCAAUUGUAAUACAUUGCAUUUCUCCAAACAGAAACAAGCUGGAGUGAUGAAACACACACAGUACAUUUAUGUUAUGUCUGCUUGAAAAGUUACAGCCAGAUAUCUCACUAUAUUAACUUUUAAAUGGGCAAAUGUUUGUUUUUCAGGGAUGAAAGUCGUUUUUUCCACCAGUUGUAUUUUUAUUAUACUGCCCUUAGCAUUAGUGUCCAAUAAUUCAAACUAUCAUCAUUUUCAUCACUAUAUGUUGACUAAACAUUGAUAUGAAUGACAUGUCACUAUUGUUGUCUCUUACUAGGCACAUGCGGUUUUGUCAUGGCUGCUGGGUUGGGGGCAAUUGCCAAUUGUAAUUCAGUGUUAAAAUGACCCUGAGCCAAGCAGUCAAAUUAUGAAAACAAGUGAUUUUAACUUUAAGAUUGUAUGAGUUAUACAAAUAACUUUAAAUAGCCGUGGGGUCCUGCAGAGUGCCACAGAAAUUGUAAACGGAUAUAAUCUGGAAACCGUCAUGUUAUUCAGAUAUUUUGAGAGGAACCAAAUGGCCAUGCACAAACACGGGUGUUACUGUAAUUAUUGGUUACAUACAUAGAAAUAUGAAUACUUAUUGAAAAAUCAUUACUUACGUCUAUGAUAAUAUGAUAACUUAAAAAACAUUCAUGUUUAUGAAUUAAGUUAAUUUAUUUUGUUUAUUUUUUAGGUGUUACAUUUGACCCCAGCUACUGUUACAAUUGCCCUUGACACAGGGCAAAAGUAAUGUCUGGACCUUUUGGAUUUCAAUCAAUAUUGUGAUCUGACAGUCAUAUGUACAGACAUAUAAAUGUUAUGAAUGAUUCGGACACAGAUGUAAGUUUCUAAUAUAAAUAAAAAUGAUUGGCUUAGUUCGAGUGGUCUCUGAGCAAAAGAGUAAAAUGCAAACAUUUUUACAAUUGCGCCAGUCUCCCUUAAUUCGGUCGAUAGUGCCAUACUCACAUCUUUAAACAUAUACAAUUUUAACGAAAUUGUUCAGAAACAUAUCAGCCUAGGGAUAGAGUGGGACAACAUUCUAUUAAUGUGCACCUCAAGCUUGUCAAGCACCGUAGCAGCCCCCACCCUACUGUUUCCCAGUCUCAGGAUUUGGAUAAGAAGACUACUUUGUUUUUCAUCCCUGUCCAUUCUGCGCUCAUAUUCUACUUUAUAAGAGCAGUUUGGCUUAUUGUGAGGCUGUCCUAAUAUGGACACCGUAACCGUGUCCUGCCAUUUACUCUCCGCCCAUGCAUCUUAUGCAUACUGUUUGGAGAACUUCGGAUUGUCUUCAUCCUCACUAGACAUGGAAACAGAAUCCAUCUGAGAUUGUGAAUCCAACUCUUGACUGAGGGCGGGAUUCAAUUAGAGCGCUCUAGUCGACAAUGCUACCUUUGAAGGCAGCGUUUGCAGCAUUUGCGGAAAUCGUAUUCAAGGAAAAUGCUGCAGAUGGCUCAAUUGGAAACUAACUUUAAAUGUCAAGCUUGCUAUAGAGCGUUUCGGAUUGAAUCCCGGCCUGGGAUUUUUGCACGGGUUUUCUGUCCAUUGAACAGUUUUAGUACAGGAUUGUACAGGGCUUUGUCAGAAGAAUGUUUUGCUGAACAUGGACAGUGACUUACAGUAUGAGGUGUAGAAGAUGUAUUGUGUCAACACACAGCAUAGUUGUAUUAUUAACAUGCAGCCGUUUGGUGACUGGAACACAAAGAGAAACAGUGUUGGAAUUCUAAUGAAGAGAGGUCAAUGUCAAUGCAAGUUGUUUGUUUUGCUUUUCAUAUUUCCACUGUCUAUAUUAUAUUUCGUUUUUCCUAUUUUUUUUUCUCUUGAAUUUGUUCAAAUAAAAUGUUGUCUAGCAAAGUGAUAUUUAGAUCUGGUGAUGAAAUUGCCAUGGUUGUUUUGUUGUUUAAAAAUGUGGUUACAUCAAAUAAAGGGACCAAAAUGUU